CGCAGGGACUGACGGUCGGACCACAGCGCCGGAGACCCAGGUUUAGCCCUGCGCUCCUACGUCUCCACACCUGGGCUCUGGGAAUCGGUGCACGUGUAAAAGCCUACGCUCCAGCCCCCUUUCUCCAAGAUGGAGUUGUAAAGCCUCAUAGUAUGAGAGGAAGAAGCCCAGGAGAGAAGGAGGACAACAGAGGAGUCGGGAAUGGCUCCACCUCAGGGUCCUUUGACCUUCAAAGAUGUGGCUGUAGAAUUCUCUCAGGAGGAGUGGAAACGCCUGGACCCUGCUCAGAGGGCUUUAUACAGGGAUGUGAUGUUGGAGAACUACAGGAACCUGGUCUCUGUGGGAAUCUCUCUUCCUGACCUGAAUAUUAUUUCUAUCUUGGAGCAAGGGAAAGAGUCCUGGAUUGAAGAGAGUCAAGUGAAAAUAAUAAAAAUACCAAAUGGAUGGGAAUGUAUCAAAUGUGUGAACACAGACAAGUCUCCUAAGUCUGUGAUCAGCGAAUUACCACUUAGAGAGAACAGUAACACAGGACAGAUAUUCCAAACAGUAAUGUUGGAAAGACCUAAAAGCCAUGACAUGGAAGAUUUUUACUCCAGGGAAAUCCAGAAAAAUAUAGAGGACUCAGUGUUUCACUGGAGAAAUGAUGGAAGUAAUUACAAAAGAGGACCUAGAACCCAUACAAAAAAUCUCAGCAGUAGUACAUGUCCACAAGAUGAAAGAAGGGCAGUGAAGAAACCUGUUCAAAAUAGGCAUGCACCCUCACAUCUGACUGACCUGCAGAAAUUACAAACUGCAGAGGAAGAUGAAUGUAAUCAAGCUGAGAAAACAGUCAACCAUUGCUCCUCAGUUUCACCACCUCAGAGAAUUCUUCCUUGUAUCCAAACAAAUAUUUCUAGUAAACAUGGGAAGGAAUUAAUUAAUUCUUCAUCAUUUAUGGAAGACCAGAAAUCACACAUCAGGGAAAAACCUUACAAAUGUAAUGAAUGUGGUAAAGUUUUUCAUUGGCGGUCAGUCCUCAUGAUACAUCAGAUAACCCAUACUGGAGAGAAGCCCUAUCAGUGUGAUUUAUGUGGUAAGGUCUUCAGUCAAAAUUCUCAUCUUUCAAGUCAUCGGAGAAUUCAUACUGGAGAGAAACCUUAUAAAUGUAGUGAGUGUGGCAAGGCUUUUAUUCAGAGUUCACAUCUUGCAAAUCAUAGGAGAAUUCAUACUAGAGAGAAACCUUACAAAUGUAAAGAGUGUGGCAAAGCCUUUAAUCGGAGCUCAUUUCUCACUAUUCAUCUGAAAAUUCAUACAGGAGAAAAACCAUAUAAAUGUGACAUAUGUGGCAAGGCCUUUAGACAGAAUUCAUGCCUUGCAAAUCACCGGAAAAUUCAUACUGGAGAAAAACCUUACAAAUGCAAUGAGUGUGGCAAAUUCUUUGGUCAAAGUUCACAUCUUACAAAUCAUCAGAGAAUUCAUACUGGAGAGAAACCUUACAAAUGUAAUGAGUGUGGCAAAGCCUUUAAUUUGGAUUCAUUACUCACGCGACAUCAGAUAAUGCAUAGCAGAGAGAAACCGUAUAAGUGUGUCUUAUGUGGCAAGGCCUUCAGUCAAAAUUCACGGCUUGUAACUCACCAGAGGAUUCAUACUGGAGAGAAGCCUUAUAAAUGUAAUGAAUGUGGCAAAGCCUUUAUUCGAAGUUCCUGCCUUGCAAGGCAUCGCAAAAGUCAUAGUGGAGAAAAACCUUACAAAUGUAAUGAGUGUGGAAAAGCUUUUAAUUGGUGUUCACUCCUCACUAUACAUCAAAAAAUCCAUACCGGAGAGAAACCAUACAGGUGUGAUGUAUGUGGUAAGGUCUUCAGUUAUAGUGCAAGCCUGUCAAUUCAUCGGAGAAUUCAUACUGGAGAGAAACCUUACAAAUGUAAUGAAUGUGGCAAGGUCUUUAGUCAGUACUCAUGCCUAGCACGUCAUCGGAAAAUUCAUACUGGAGAGAAACCAUACAAAUGUAAUGGGUGCAGCAAAGCCUUUAGAGAACGUUCAACCCUUACUAAACAUCAAGUAAUCCAUACUGGAGAGAAGCCUUACAUGUGUAAUGAAUUUGGAAAGGUUCUUUCCCAAAGUUCAAAACUCUUAAAACAUCACAGAAAUCCUUCCAGGGAGAAACCAUAUAAAUGUAAUGAAUGUGGUAAGACUUUUAUUCAGAAAGCAGGCCUGGUGUACCAUCAGAGAAGUCAUACUGGAGAGAGGCCAUACAAAUGUAUUGAAUGUGCCAAAGCCUUCAGUUCCAGUUCAGACCUUAGAAUUCAUCGGAGAAGUCAUACUGGAGAGAAACCUUAUAAAUGUAGUGAGUGUAGUAAGGUUUUUAGUCAUCGCUCAUCUUUAGCACGUCAUUGGACAAUUCAUACUGGAGAGAAACCUUACAAAUGUGAUGAGUGUGGCAAAUCCUUUAGAGUGCGUUCAAUCCUACUUAAUCAUCAGAUACUCCACACUCUAGGGAAACCUUACAAAUAUAAUGAAUUUCGAGAGGUUUUUUUGCAGAGUUCAGAACCUGUAGAACAUCACACAAUUUCUUCUGGUGAGAAACCACACAAAUGUAAUGAAUGUGGUAAAAGUUUUAUCCAAAGGUCAAGCCUGGUGUACCAUCAGAGAAGUCAUACUGGAGAGAAGCCAAGUAAAUGUCUUGAAUGUGGCAAAUGCUUUAGGCAGAAGUCUUACCUCACACGACACCAAAGAAUUCAUUCUGGAGAGAAACCGUACAAGUGCAUUGAAUGUGGUAAGGCCUAUGGGCACUGGUCUUCUCUCAGGAAACACCAAAAUAUUCACUCUGGAGAGAAGCCUUACAAAUGUAAUGAAUGUGGCAAGGCCUGUAGAGGUCUUAACUCAAGAAUCACCAAAACAUUCAUUCUAGAGAGAAACCUCAGUCCUUGGUAUACAUCGAAUAAAACAUUUUGGUCAAAACUUUGCAAAUACACUGAAUGUAACAAGCCUUUUAGACAUUGUCCUAACCUCUGGAUUCACCAAGUAAUUUACCCAUACAUAUGAAGUAAAUAUUGCAAAGUUUUUGGGACCAGCAGAUGGCAUAAUAUGUCGCUGGACUCCCACAUUGUCAACCU
This is a messenger RNA of Tupaia belangeri chinensis (Chinese tree shrew), 3092 nucleotides long. RefSeq names its product zinc finger protein 841. NCBI's taxonomy places the organism in Eukaryota, Metazoa, Chordata, Mammalia, Scandentia, Tupaiidae. Gene Ontology annotation, biological process: regulation of transcription by RNA polymerase II. Gene Ontology annotation, molecular function: DNA-binding transcription activator activity, RNA polymerase II-specific; RNA polymerase II cis-regulatory region sequence-specific DNA binding. The record is from RefSeq and is a predicted model, not a curated record. Gene Ontology annotation, cellular component: nucleus.